AUGACACCUGGCCCGACAGGAGAGGGCCAUGAUGCGGGUCCACGCAGAUAUGCCUACAAUAUCGACGCCGCCCGAGAACGGGAGAUGCACUUGUAUGAAUCCAUCCCUUUACUUCGCGGAUUGACCAACGAUCCGGGCCGUGUGCUGUCUGAACCCAAAGACUUGACAUAUAUGGCAGCUUUUAGCAAUACUGUCAUGGCUGAAGUUUCGCGAAUGGACCUACAGGCUGCUGAUCGGGCCAAGAGUGACUUCAUCUCUUCCAUCUCCCAUGAACUCCGAUCACCAUUGCAUGGUGUUCUGGGUACGGUGGAGCUGCUCCAGGAAACAGCUACGACCUUUACUCAGCGAGGCUUGGUCGAUACCGUGUACAGCUGCGGCCGUACCCUGUUAGACACACUCAAUCAUCUAUUAGACUAUUCAAAGAUCAACACGCUGACGGCUACAAGAGGACCUGGCCAGGAAGGCCCCGAAGAUGGCAGCUCUGGAGCAAGGGUUGCUGUGCCUGGCCUGGUGCAGGACGAAGAUUUAAGCGUGUUAGUGCAAGAGGGAGUGGAAGGCCUUCUUGCCGGCGCAGAAUUCUACAAUCGAGAAACCGACACUGCCCCCGAGCGGACCAGACAAGAUGGCAGCAAGUCUUCUCCCUCUGCUCGGAUGGGGGAUAAGGAUCGCCGGCUAAUGACCAUUGUGGACGUGGAGUGGCAGGAUAACUGGCAUUAUCCUGUGUAUGCCGGUGCUUGGCGCCGAGUGGUCAUGAAUCUGUUCGGCAAUGCCUUGAAAUACACCCAAUCAGGGUACAUCCGACUGUUCAUGAAGAAGACUACCUCAACCACGCGAGAUGGCAAAUCCAGCCCUGCAGUAUGCAUCACCAUCAGCGACUCUGGUCGCGGAAUGUCUCAAGACUUCCUUCUGCAUCAUCUCUACAUCCCCUUCCUUCAGGAGGAUAUACAAUUGCCGGGACUGGGAGUGGGUCUUCAUCUGGUUCACCAGAUUGUGAAAUCCCUUGAUGGAAAAAUCGGGUUCAAAAGCGAGCUCGGUCAAGGCACGCAUGUGGGUGUCGUUUUGCCAAUACCCGGACCGCAGGCUGCACCGUCGCUACACUCGCCCUAUGUUUCUUUACGGGAGCGGCUAAAAGGAAUGACGGUCUCAUUUUUCACUCAGACCUUUGCGCGCGGUGAUCUGGGGAUUCGGCAAGAGGUCUUCGACGAAAUUCGGUCUACUAUGAGCCGGAUGGUCACUGAUUGGUUUCAAGUACGGGUUUUGAGCCCGGAUGAGUUGCAGCAGCAAACCCCAGACUUCCUGAUUGUGACGGAGCACGAGUAUCGAACUCUGGCACAGAAAUCAUCGCAUUCCGACGUACAAGGUUUGAUCAAUUCUGAAAGCUCAUUUCCAUUGAUUGUGCUUAGUGCACAAACUAGCAGCUGGAAAGUGGUCAAGGAGAACAAUAAAGAUCGCGCCAUCUUUCUAUCUCAACCAGUGAGCCCCAAAACGCUGGCAACGGUUUUCCAGCACUGUCUGGGCCAUCCUAGAGAGGCAGAUAACCCUGCCUCCGAGACGAACGGGCAACCGUCUCCCUCAUCCCCUGAAGAAAACAGCAUAGAAAUGGCGAAUGAAGAGGACAGAAGAACACGGAGAACCGUCUCACAAGUGCUUCUGGUGGAAGACAACGGCGUCAACCUAAAGAUCAUCGAGACUUGUGUCAAGAAUGCUGGCUUAGACUAUCAAUCCACGACCAAUGGCCGUGACGCGCUGGAAAAGUUCAAAGCCGAGCGAUUCGAUGCCGUUGUAAUGGAUAUCUCAAUGCCUGUGAUGGAUGGUCUCACAGCCACCCGGAAAAUGCGGCACUUCGAGAAGACUAACGAUUUACGACGCACGCCCAUCAUCAUUUUAACGGCUGUCUUGUCUGCAGACAUGCAACAGGAGGCAGAAGUGAGCGACGUCGACAAGUUCCUCACGAAGCCCACGCCGCUUAAGCAACUGAAGGAACUGCUGCAGAACCUGCCGCAGAUCGGUGGGAACCCCCGCAACGCAAUCACUUCGGUUCACGACAUCGGAAGCAUAUGCCCCUACCACAUCAAGCAAUCUACCUUUCAAACAUCUUCAAUACGCCUUCUUAUCACGGCCAUGGCUUCGGGAAGUUGUGCAUGCCGCUACAUCCGCUACACUACCACCAUCCCUCCCACUCAACUUGUGCACUGCCACUGCGUCGAGUGCCGAAAACAAGCCGGUGCCCCCUACAUAUCCUGGGUGGACUUCCCGACAGAUAGCAUCACAUGGACUGUCGAGCCCACUGCAUGGCGGGCAAGUAACGUUGCCUCCCGCACAUUCUGCCCGCGCUGCGGAUCAACUAUGACGAUGACGUUUGAUAACGACCCGUCUAGUACGGCCGUGGCUGCGGGGACGCUGGAUGCUGAAUCCGAGCAGCUAGUUCCAAUGCCCGGCAAGCAUAUUUUCUUCAAAGAGAAGGCGGCUUGGUAUGUAGUGCCGGAUGAUGGAGCCAAAAAAUAUGACGAGUGGACUGAGUAA
Molecule: messenger RNA, 2523 nt
Organism: Penicillium canariense
Lineage: Eukaryota; Fungi; Ascomycota; Eurotiomycetes; Eurotiales; Aspergillaceae
Exons: 6
Coding region: 1-2523 (840 amino acids)
Biological process (GO): phosphorelay signal transduction system; protein autophosphorylation
Molecular function (GO): carbon-sulfur lyase activity; histidine phosphotransfer kinase activity; phosphorelay sensor kinase activity
Source: RefSeq, a predicted model, not a curated record